Molecule: messenger RNA, 1236 nt
Organism: Fusarium fujikuroi IMI 58289
Lineage: Eukaryota; Fungi; Ascomycota; Sordariomycetes; Hypocreales; Nectriaceae
Product: probable alpha-1,2-mannosyltransferase
Exons: 3
Coding region: 1-1236 (411 amino acids)
Biological process (GO): protein O-linked glycosylation; protein N-linked glycosylation; cell wall mannoprotein biosynthetic process
Cellular component (GO): membrane; Golgi apparatus
Molecular function (GO): alpha-1,2-mannosyltransferase activity
Source: RefSeq, a predicted model, not a curated record
AUGACGGUUGCGCGGCCAGUUCGGGCGUUGAUCGCCGGCGGGUGCAUUCUCUGGUGUUUCUUUCUAUGGCAGAUAUUUGCUCCAUCAUGGUCGCUAAGAGGUCCCGGUGACCGCUACUCCAAUUUCGAGCGGGAUCCCAUGUUGGAUCCUACCGAUGAACCAGAAGGAGUGUUACAUCGUACGAGCCCGAGAUAUGCCCACGAUGCGAAAAAGACGGAGCGCAUCGAUGCGACGCUAUUAGCGCUUGUGCGGAAUGAGGAGGUGGAUGCGAUGGUCAUGUCGAUGAGGGAUCUCGAAAGGACCUGGAACUCCAAGUUUAACUACCCCUGGACGUUUUUCAACGAUAAGCCUUUCACGGAAGAGUUCAAGAGGAAGACAAGAGCCGCUACGAAGGCGAAAUGUAACUACGAAAUCAUCCCCAAGGAGCAUUGGGACAUGCCCUCUUGGAUCGACGAAGAGCUCUUUCAAGAAUCCGCCAAGAUCCUCGAAAAGAACGGUGUCCAAUAUGCAAGCAAAAUAUCAUACCACCAAAUGUGUCGAUGGAAUAGCGGUCUCUUCUACAAGCAUCCAGCCCUGAAAGACAUUCGCUACUACUGGCGUGUCGAGCCUAACGUGCACUUCUUCUGCGAUGUUGACUACGAUGUUUUCCGCUACAUGCACGAUAACAACAAGACAUACGGCUUCACCAUCAACCUCUAUGACGAUCCCAAAACCUUGCCUUCGUUGUGGCCCGAGACAGUCAAGUUUCUCGCUGAGCAUCCUAAUGCAAUCCACGAGAACAGCGCUGUAGCUUGGGUCACCGAUGAUAUUCGUCGGCCUUCAACAAAUAGAAAGGCUCAGGGAUAUUCGACGUGCCAUUUCUGGAGUAAUUUUGAGAUUGCGGAUAUGUCAUUUUGGAGGAGCAAAACUUACGAGGACUACUUCAACCACCUCGAUAGCGCGGGCGGAUUCUUCUAUGAACGAUGGGGUGAUGCUCCAGUCCACAGUAUUGCCCUUGGUCUAUUUGAAGACCAGAGCAAGAUUCAUUGGUUCGUACUCAACCUUUCUCCCACAUGCAGGAGAUUAACAAAACAUGGCAGGUUCCGUGAUAUUGGAUAUCAACACAUCCCCUUCUUCAACUGUCCCAACUCACCAAAGUGUAAAGGCUGUGUCACUGGCCGUCUCACCGAUGGUGAGGCCUGGCUGCAUCGAGAAGACUGUCGACCCAACUGGUUUAAGUACGCCGGUAUGGGCUAA